This is a messenger RNA of Nanorana parkeri, 1134 nucleotides long. RefSeq names its product leukotriene B4 receptor 1-like. The coding region runs from base 1 to 1038 and encodes 345 amino acids. Gene Ontology annotation, molecular function: complement receptor activity; leukotriene receptor activity. Gene Ontology annotation, biological process: inflammatory response; phospholipase C-activating G protein-coupled receptor signaling pathway; positive regulation of cytosolic calcium ion concentration. Gene Ontology annotation, cellular component: plasma membrane. NCBI's taxonomy places the organism in Eukaryota, Metazoa, Chordata, Amphibia, Anura, Dicroglossidae. The transcript has a single exon. The record is from RefSeq and is a predicted model, not a curated record.
AUGGCCAGUGUGAAUUCUUCCUUUACACCUUCGAAUAUAAGUUCAUCGACUUCUGGAACCUCGGCCAGCCUUGGUAUUGCCAUUCUUUCAGUGGCUUUGAUCAUCGGAUUCCCUGGCAAUGCAUUUGUUAUCUGGACAGUAUUGACUCAAGUGAAGAAACGCACUGUAACCUGCAUCAUCAUAUUACAUUUGGCUAUUGCGGACAUGGUAUUGAUCCUUACAGCACCUAUAUUCAUCCAUUUUCUGUCCACGGGCAACUGGGUAUUUGGGAAUGUCAUUUGUAAGAUGUGCCAUUACAUCGGCAAUUUGAGCAUGUACACCAGCAUCUUUUUAAUCACUUUCAUGAGUGUGGAUCGUUUCUUUGCUGUGGCCAAACCGUUCACUUCUCAACAGGUCAGAACGAAGCCGGUUGUUCGGAGCAUAAUGUUUGGUAUAUGGAUAUUAGCAAUGCUGUUUGCCAUUCCAAUGCCAAUAAAUCGAUCAGUAGAGACCAAAAACAACCGUCAACAGUGUGUUACUGUCCAAGGUGAGGAAGAUGGGGUUAAGCACCAUCUAGUCUUUCAGUAUUUGUUUGAGACUCUGAUGGGGUUUUUUAUCCCUUUUACAAUCAUCCUUUCCAGCUACAUCUACAUUGGAAUAAGGUUACUUCGAGCUAAAUUUCAAUCGAAGCAAAGGACAAGCCGGCUGGUUAUAAUAAUCAUAUUAACAUUUGCCCUCUUUUGGCUUCCAUACCAUGUGGUGAAUAUGCUGCAGGUGUCUGGAGAAUUGUCUUUAUCAAAAAGCCUAAGGGAAGCAUCUAAAUUUGCUCGACCAAAUGCCACAGCCCUUGCGUUUUUCAGUAGCAGCAUUAACCCCAUUUUGUAUGUAUUUGCUGGUGGCAACUUCAUAAGGACAGCUGGAGUUGGAUUCAUGGCCAAGCUCUUUGAAGCAUCUGGCUCAGAGGCGGGCAGUAUUCGGAAAGUCUCCCAAGUCUUCCAACAAAGAAGUAGAAAGCAAUCUACAGAACAAGGGAAACUAAAGGAAAAUGUAGAGGAAUAAACAUGGUUAACUGGCCACAAAUGGAAACAUUCUUCCUAAUCAUGCUUUGAUGUGCAGAUCUUAGUGUUACCAGAUGUCCAUAUUAUCCUAUUGGAG